UCCGUGCUAACGAACGGCUAAUGCUAAUUCCAAGUCGUUAAAUGUAUGAAAUAGUCCUACAUUAAAGUCAUAAAAAAAUACAGUUAUAACGGCUACAAAGCUCGGGAGUAUACUUUGAUAUGGGGGACGCAGAGUUUGCGGACGAAAUCGCUCGGUUGUGCUACGAGAGUUUCAGCCAACUUCCCCCGAGAGGGAAGCCGGAGCCCGGCAGAGAGUGGACUCUGCUGGCCGCUGUGGUCCGACUCUCCCGGGGCUCGCACUCCCGAGCAGUUGAAAAGCAAGUCGUGUCUCUGGGAACUGGAACUAAAUGUAUCGGCAAGUCGUCCAUGAGUCCGAACGGUGAUGUGCUGAAUGACAGCCAUGCUGAGGUCAUCGCCCGCAGAGGCUGCAUCAGGUACCUGACGUCGGAGCUGCUGCGAGCCGUGCGAGGAGCCGACAGCUCGGUGUUCCAGCCGGCAGAGGAGCCGGGGAAGUGGAGGCUGCAGCCCGACGUCUCCUUCCUCUUCUUCACCAGUCAUACUCCUUGCGGCGAUGCCUCCAUCAUCCCCAUGGCGGAGAGUCAGUGUCAGCCGUGUGCGUCUGUGCAGUCCCACCCCCGGAAGAGGAAAGCUGAAGAAACCGUCAAGAGAGCGAAGCAGCCACGGCUGGUGGAGCCGACGGUGGUCGACGCGGACCCGUCACAGAAUCACACCUCAGACUCUCAACUGGACCCGACGCAGGACAUCCACCGCACAGGAGCCAAGUGCGUCCCGGGCGGCCCCGCUGACCCCCUGAGCCCAGGCCUGGGGUACCACAGCACCGGGCUGCUGCGGGUGAAGCCGGGACGAGGAGAGCCCACGGUGUCUCUGUCCUGCAGCGAUAAGCUGGCGCGAUGGUGCGUCCUGGGCUUCCAGGGGGCGCUGCUCUCCCACUACCUGCAGGGGGCGCUGUACUUCAGCACCGUGGUGGUGGGCAAGUGUCCGUACAGCCAGGAGGCCUUGCACAGAGCUCUGGUCACGCGCUGUGCUCGCACGUCAGGACUUCCUGUCGGCUUCUGCGUCACCCCUCCUCGUCUCCUGCAGUCCAGUCUGGAGUUCCCCUUCAGUCUGAGCCCGACGGUGGCUCGGCACCGGCCCGGCCAGGGUCGCGUGUCGCCCUGCGGGGCAGGGUCCUGGGUCUGUCCCCGCAGCCAUCAGCUGGUGUCGCGUCCCCGAGCUGCCUCUAGAUGUCACCGCCAACGGCUACAAACAAGGAGUCACCAAGAAGGACCUGGGCUCGGCCAAGUCCAGGUCUCUGCUCUGCAAACUGGAGCUCUUCCAUUCGUUCCUGUCCCUGGUCUCGGCCACCGAGCCGGCUCAGCUCCCAGAGACCCUCAGGUCAACCCACCUGAAGACCUACCUGGACUACAAGAUGGCUGCCUGCAGCUACCAGGACGCCUGGCUGCGGCUGCGCUCUCAGGUCUUCCCUCUGUGGCCGCGCUGUGACCCAGGCCUGCUCCACUUCUGUUGACCCAGGGGGCGGAGCCUAUCUCAGACUGUCUCAAAGAAAGAGAACUGAACUGAAACAAUAACCUGCAGUCCAAAAAUAGUGAGAUGAAGAAAUCAUCUUUUAAUAAAGCCAAUGUUUUCUAUGAUGGAAAACGUAAAUAGUAGAAGUGAAGAUAAUAUAAGAUAGUUGAAGAGAAAAGGUGUGUGGGGUGGUGUUGAAUAAAAAAAGAGCUCCAUGGCAACCGUCUAUUUUGCUAUCUAGAUGGGGUGGAGGGGCACAGAUCAAAUGAUCAGACCUUCUUCCUUUUAGGUUCAUAAUUCGGCCUCCCUCAAAUAUUUCAGUGGAGAUUCAGCGAGUGAAGCUGACAGGAGGAGCGUCCAGGGGGGAGGAGGAGCGCGAGGUGUCGCAGGUACAGCCGCCCGAGAACUGGUUCCACAGUGGCAUCUACGACUCCCACCAGUCUGGCUUUUCAGAGCAAGCUUGCCUCUCUGACAGAAAUCCUUCAGGGCAAACUGAGCCGCACAUUCAGGACCCCAGACUUCUGAACCAGGGAUGUUAGUUGAAACAAACCCAAUUAUUUCCAACCCUACAUUAUAGGAAAUUCUGAACCAUAAAUCAAGAAGUAUUAUUAAUGAGAGGUGAUGUUUCCAAGACACACGUGUGGUUUCAUAGAUUUUAUUAAAUAUUCAGCUUUUAUUCACAUGAUUUGGCUGUCAAUUGGAGCAGUUGUGUGGUGGUCACCUGGAGAAGCGCAGCUCCGAGUGACGUGUGAGCGCGGUGUUGCUGGGUCUGGAGCUCUGUGUGCUGCCCCUUGUUUGGUAGGAAGUGUUGAUAAAAACAAUGCUUUGAUAGAAAGUACUGCCGCGUGGGAAGUACUCCUCAAAUAUUCGGCUAAAAGGUCAUAGCUUGUACUGCGAGUCGUGUUGAUGCUCUUGUUCCCAAAGUCCCGUCGGACAGUGUCUGCGUGUGUGUGUGUGUGUGUGUGUUGGGAAGAGACGAGCUCCGCCAGGCAGUCAGUGGUGUUCACCGAAGGUGUUCUCCCCGCUGUAGGCCACGUACAGGAAGCCGUCCUCGUCCUUCUCCUUGUCGUACAGUUGCCCCAUCGUCAGACUGGAACAGGCAAGAGUUUCAAUCAUUAUUUCCUCCACUCAACUUUCACCGCCUGCUUCUCUUCCCCUGCAGAUGGCCACUUCCUGCCGUCUCCAGGAAGUUUUGACUCUGUUGAUCGUCUACUGGCCUCUACCUACGUAACAGAUCACUUCCUGUUUUUGUUUUUCACAUUAAGAGCCUGUCAGGAGUCUGAGAGACUCACUCUGGGCUCCAACGCGCACCUCAAGUUACAAGUCAGACCCUGUUCUUUCCUGCCAGCACAGCCAGCUCCACUCAAGGGACUCGCUAAGAACUCAGUGAGUCCAGCCCACUUCCUGUCAAGCAAAGUGACUACCUUGGACACGUCGGACUUCGCUAUAUUGUGGGUUUGACUCGUCCCGAUUUCAAUCUGAAGAAUCGGUGGCAGCUCAAGUCAGUGCGACUCACUCGGGUUUGUUUCACUUGUGGACUCGUCGUCAACGUGAUUCCUGUCGAGCAACUCAAGUCACAGGAGCUGUUGAAGUCAGGACUUGGCAGACUUCUCGACUGAGUCUCGGUCGCAUGACAACUUGGUGAGAGUGACUCACACUCUGCUCCGUGUCUCACGUUGCCAGGACUCUCGAAUGUAAUGAAGAGUGCAAGACGUUUUGUAGCAGCUCGACACAAACAGACGACUCGCUCCGCGGCAACUGAGCAUUCCCGACCUCUGACUCGAGUGUAACAUGGACACACUUGGACUAAACAAUGGCACACUUGUCCACAAGUAUCCAGCUCCUGCGCGAGAGAGAUGCUCCAGUCAGAUAGACCUGUUCACUCCUGUGGGACUCAGGGAUUUCGUCUUAUCACUUCCUGUCAACAUAGUCAGGUUAUAGGGACUCGCUCGGACGUGGAGUAUUUUCACAAGUCUCCGAUGUUCUCCACCGCCACAGACUGGGAUGAAGAAAGUUCAUCUCUUACAGCUUCCAGUCAAGCAGCUUCAGUCACAGGGACUCACUUGGAUAUGUGUGACUCGUGCGGGUGUGUAGGAUUAAAUGACCCUUAGAUUCGCUCUACUUCCCGACCAAAUUCUGGGAACCAGGUCAGAGCAUGGUCCGGUGAAACCCGGGUCAGGGUGCGGCGGGUCACAUGAUCUGACGUUCGCAGAUGGGCCGAUACGCGAGUCAUUUGAAACCCAAACACAGGCAAUCAAGUCUUAGUCGUGAUGCGCUCGAGUCGACCCGCUGACCUGGACUGGGGCACGGUUUUGUCGAUGAAGAGGAAGAUGGCUUUCUCUGAAGGCAGCUGGAUGCGUUUCCUGAUGAUCCACAUGAACUGGGCCACCGUGAUGUCAGACGGCACCAGGUACUUCCUCUUGUCGAUGUCCACGAUCUGAGAGCCCGACACCUUCUCCACGAUCACCUGCAGCACACACACACACACCUGAGGGUUGGCAACAUCUUUUGAAGGGAAAACAAACAACAAAAACAUUUGAAACACUGGACAGGUGGAGACAUGAAAUCAGGAUUUUCAUGGAAAAUGAAGGGAAGCGAGUGCCAGCCACGACCUCAGGCCUCCACAGAGCAGUGUUGCGUCACAGUUUGCUUCACCGGCAGCUUCUCUGAGGUCCUCUGGUUUCAGUCGGACUGUAACUGAACUCUCGGGCGGCACAAAGGUCCGAGGACUUGUGGGUGCAGCAGGAACAAAACCAGGAUCAGAUGUACCAGCUUUUGUGGUCCACAUAAAAGCAACAAACCCGUCGGACCUGUCGGUUCCGUCCCGCGACACUGGGUCAGAGGUCAGCCAGCCGCGUGUCCCGUCCUCCUCUGGUGGACACUUUUUUAAAUAAACUUUAUUCAUCUUAAUAGGUGACUUAAUUGAUUCCAGGAGUGGAUUUAGUCAGGAGCCGGGGCAGAGCUGUUCCUCUCGCCACCUGA
This is a messenger RNA of Synchiropus splendidus (mandarinfish), 4469 nucleotides long. It is a transcript of the gene adat1, whose product is annotated as adenosine deaminase tRNA specific 1. The transcript has 10 exons. Gene Ontology annotation, biological process: RNA processing. Bases 120 to 1463 code for a protein of 447 amino acids. NCBI's taxonomy places the organism in Eukaryota, Metazoa, Chordata, Actinopteri, Syngnathiformes, Callionymidae. Gene Ontology annotation, molecular function: adenosine deaminase activity; RNA binding. The record is from RefSeq and is a predicted model, not a curated record.